CCUCCUAAGCCACCGAAACCUAAUACUGUAACUAACAACAGCAUGAAUAACAACAUGUCAUUACAAGAUGCUGAAUGGUACUGGGGAGAUAUCUCAAGAGAAGAAGUAAAUGAGAAGCUUUGAGAUACUGCUGAUGGUACCUUUUUGGUAUGAGAUGCUUCAACCAAAAUGCAUGGGGACUACACACUUACGCUAAGGAAAGGAGGAAAUAACAAAUUAAUCAAAAUAUUUCACCAAGAUGGGAAAUAUGGCUUUUCUGACCCAUUAACUUUCAGCUUUGUGGUUGAGCUAAUAAACCACUACCAGAAUGAAUCUCUAGCCCAGUAUAAUCCUAAACUGGAUGUAAAAUUGCUGUAUCCAGUAUCUAUGUACCAGCAGGAUCAAGUUGUGAAAGAGGAUAGCAUUGAAACACUGGGAAAGAAAUUACAUUAAUAUAAUACCCAGUUUCAAGAAAAAAGCCGAGAAUAUGACAGACUCUAUGAAGACUACACAAGAACAUCUCAGGACAUUCAAAUGAAAAGAACAGCUAUUGAAGCAUUUAAUGAAACAAUAAAAAUAUUUGAAGAGCAGUGCCAGAUGCAAGAAAGAUACAGUAAGGAAUACAUUGAAAAAUUUAAAUGGGAAGGAAAUGAAAAAGAAAUACAAAGAAUUAUGCACAACUAUAAAAAACUGAAGUCUUGAAUAAGUGAAAUUGUGGACAGCAGGCGUAGAUUAGAAGAGGAUUUAAAGAAGCAAACAGCUGAAUAUAGAGAGAUAGACAAGCAUAUGAACAGCAUUAAGCCAGACCUCAUACAGCUGAGGAAAACAAGAGAUCAGUACUUGAUGUGGCUGACUCAAAAAGGUGUUCGGCAAAAGAAACUAAAUGAAUGGCUUGGAAAUGAAAAUACAGAAGA
Molecule: messenger RNA, 893 nt
Organism: Phaethon lepturus (White-tailed tropicbird)
Lineage: Eukaryota; Metazoa; Chordata; Aves; Phaethontiformes; Phaethontidae
Product: phosphatidylinositol 3-kinase regulatory subunit alpha-like
Biological process (GO): insulin receptor signaling pathway; phosphatidylinositol phosphate biosynthetic process
Cellular component (GO): phosphatidylinositol 3-kinase complex
Molecular function (GO): 1-phosphatidylinositol-3-kinase regulator activity
Source: RefSeq, a predicted model, not a curated record